Messenger RNA from Saccostrea echinata, 2470 nucleotides. RefSeq lists its product as uncharacterized. Bases 39 to 2189 code for a protein of 716 amino acids. The record is from RefSeq and is a predicted model, not a curated record. NCBI's taxonomy places the organism in Eukaryota, Metazoa, Mollusca, Bivalvia, Ostreida, Ostreidae. The transcript has 2 exons.
GCAUUCGAAAGUUUCACAAAGGCUACUUUCGACAAGCUAUGAGAUCAAUUGUAGAUGACAUGGCCGAGAAAAUGAAAUGUGACGUAAAACAUAAUCACAUUCUAUACUUUGUUAGUUUCCUGUUUAUCAGAGAAGUUUUUGAUCUUCGUACAAGCGAAAAUCCUGAUACAAUUCUGAUUGACAUAGAAGAAGCUUAUAUGAAUGAAAUAUGUAGUACAACUCCAGGUUGGAGGAUAUCUCAUGGCUUUGAAAUAAGUUACGAUCAAGAACAUGGAAUGAACAUUUCAUCACUUUGUCGAUAUAUGUCGUCUUGUCAAAUACUUUUAAAAUCCGGGAAGCCUAUUGAGGCUCUAUUAGAAUUUUCUAAAUUUUGUAAUUUGCUUUGUCAACAGGAUAUAAGUCCACUUCCAAACUCUUCCCAUCUCAUGUACUGGCUGGAAUUUUUUAGUUGUCUUGCACUUUUUUCAACAACAGCCUAUAUUGGCAUCUUCAAAUCAAUGGAAUGUCAAAAAUUUGUUCUUCCAAGAUCAUAUCAUGUGAAUGCCGUGUCCAUUUAUAUGACAUGGAACAAUAAAAACACUUUAAUUCCAGAUCUGUGCAAAAAGAAAUAUCUCAAAAAAUAUGGUAGCGAUCUCCUGAAAUCUCCAGAAUGUAUUGUGCAAUUAUUAGAAAGAUUGAAUGACAGACCAGUUUCAUAUUUGAAAUCGGAAGGAAAACAAACACAAAACAAUCCAAAGUAUGCACUUUUACAGAGAUUACUAAAGUUGUGUCUGCUUCUGAUUUGUAACAUAAGAAAUGUGUUUCAUUCUGCAGCGGAUAUCGAAGAGAUGCUGGCUUGCAAAUUAUGCUAUUUGAAUAACAGCAUGAAGUCUUCAUUAAGAAAGAAAACUAAAACCGCUGAAUAUUUUCAAAAUAUUCAGUUCACACGGCCACGGGAUUUCCAAGAGGCUUUGUUGAUUUUUAUUUAUCAAGAAUGUAACGAUGAACUGGAAGAGCACACAUGGAGUUCGGGCAACUUUCAAAUGCCACUUAAUGAUAUAGGAAUAAGUGAACAAAAACGGUUUUUAUCAUCUAAUACAGAGGCAAAGAUAAGAAGUACACAGAGUAGUUUAAGAACAAAAUCCAAAGUGGGUACCUUAAAAACAUUGCCUUGUACAAAAGCUUUAAGAACAGGAAGCCUAGAAAGUGAAAGUUUAAGCAACUUAGAAGGAAACAAACAAGAAACAGUUUUAUAUGAACGGGAUCCUAAAGUUGACAUAAAACAGCAUAAUUCAAACGAAAACCUUAUAGAUAUUGUAGAAAAGAGUGCAAAUACCAUCGUACAUUUUUUUCGUAACGUGUUGCUACACAAAAGAGUGCCUCAAAUUAGUAAAUUGUUGAAAGAAAAACUUUUAAAGAAAAAAAUAAAAGCAAUAGAUUCAUUGCUUGGCUGUUCAAGUUACAAUAGUAAUGAAUGUCUCGCAUGUGGAUGUCCUCUCUAUAGGCAUAAAGAACUUUCAGCAAGAAGAGAUUCUGCGAUUGCUUCUUCGUAUUCAGAUGAGGAACAAACUAAUGGAAAAACAACGAUCGAUACAACCGUCAAUGAAGAAAGCAAAGUUUAUGAUUCAUUUGAGGUAUUUCAGACAUCUUCCGAUCUAGAAAAGCUUGAUAAUCCAUUUGAACUUUUAUUUCGGGGUGAUCGCACAAAAGAGUCAAGACCUCAAGAAAACUUGACAGAACAUACAGAAAGCAUUGAACAUCGUAAAAAGGAAGCCGAAUAUGAAGCUUUUAAACUUAUGUACUGCAACGAAAUAUAUGACACUAUUUAUGAAGUUGAACGGUUUAUAAAAAUUCACCAGAUACAUAACGAAGAAUUUAGCGAUCGUUUUGAAAGCAUAUCAUUCUACACGAACAGUCUAUGCAAAAAUGUUGGACAGCUUAAUGAAUUAGUAAAUCAUAUUGCGGAGGAAAAAGAUUGGUGCAACAGCCUUAUUGCUGAAGUUCUCGAAAGAGUUCGUCAUAAUUAUGAGGUUGUGAAAGAACCUGUAAAAUUGAUAACAGAGAAAGAAAAAAAGAAAGCGGAGGAGCUGCGAAACCAAAGAGGCGUCGAAAACAACAGAGAAAAGGACGAUGGCCAGCCUCAUAAAAAGAAAAAGAAGUUAAAAGUCUUGCAAAAAUUUACUUUCUCAAGGUCUUCAUCUGCAUUUUAAAACCUGUAAUCAUUUUAAAAUUGCAAGUUCAAUAGGUGACAUGUAUUCAAGUUUAAACACAUGUACAUUUUAUUUUUCUGUUCAACAGGGGAAUUCAUUUUAUGUUUUGCAUACAUGUAUAAAGUGUUUCUUAUUUGUGAUAAGGAUUAUGUCUUAUGAAAUUAUAUCACAUGGAGUUUUAUCGAAUUUUACAAUGUAGUGCACAUGAGUAUAGUGUUUAUGGACUUUACCAUCAUCUGCAUAUUUCCCUUCACUUUUAAUAAAAUUAAUUAUUUGUGAUU